Molecule: messenger RNA, 938 nt
Organism: Racocetra persica
Lineage: Eukaryota; Fungi; Glomeromycota; Glomeromycetes; Diversisporales; Gigasporaceae
Source: the annotation of a GenBank genome assembly
AUAAAAGUUAUAGAGAAAGUGCAGGGAAUAAUUUUUUCGGUUCCCUGGCUAGUUUGCGAGAAUGUGAAAGCCUAAUACAUUUGUCUUUAGAUUAUCAAAAAAAUAUUACUGGGGAAUUAAAAGAUUUACCGGUUGAUAGUUUACACAAACAACUAGCCGAAAAAGACGAGGAAUUAGAAAUUGAAAGAGAAGCUAAUAUUGAGAGUGCCCAAGCCAUGGACCGUUUUUACCGGGGUCAAUUUAUUGAAAAUAAAGACCCGGAUAAUGUGAUAAAAAAUAAUUUUGCUAACGAUUAUUUAUCGCUCAAUCAAGAAAAUCAACACCUAAAAAAACAGAACUCAGAGUUAAAAAGUUCAUCCGAGUUAGUUGUGAAAUUGUUCGAAACCAAUAUAUUAGUAAGCGAGUUAGAGGAAAAAACUGACCGAAUUACCGUUUUAGAAAAUGAACUCCAAAUUGCACAAGAAAAAAUUACUAAUUACGAAAAAAAAUUAAAAAAAGUGCUUGGUGAAAGUGAUUUGGCUAAUUGGAAGAAUAAGGUAGUGAAAAAGAGCGAGUUAGAUAAAGUUAAUGCAAAACUAACUAGUUUGCAAAGACAACUAGAAGUUUUAAAUACUCAAAAAUUAGAACUCGUGACAUUCACGAACAAUUUGGAAAAGGAAAUAGAUAACUUGCGACAGAAGGAAACAAAUCUCAUGAUAGUUAAUCGCAAUCUCCAAGAAACAGAAAAAUCCUUAAAAAAGUGUAAUAACUAUCACAAAGCCGCGGAAGUAGGUCUAGCAAUCAUAGCAGGGAUAGCGUUAGCGGACUGCCAGUCUGAGGAUGCGGGUUCGAUUCCCGUUACUCGCUCCAAAUUUGGCGAAUAUGGCGAAGUGGUUAACGCACUAGUUUGUGGAACUAGCAUUCGCGAGUUCAAUUCUCGCUAUUCGCCCCAUUACUAA